AUGGGGGGGUACAUUUGGAUUGAGAGCGAUGGAGAGGGGUUGGGUGCGACGGUGACGUUUGUAGUGCGGCUGGUGCUGGAUCGAACCAAGAGGCAGAAUGUAGGGUUUAGGGAGAGAGGGGGGCGGGUUUCUAGCAGUAGGGCGAGGAGGAGAGGAAGAAGGGCAGGUCUUGAUGGGGUUGGUGGAGGAGAUGAGAGGAGCAAUGGAUUGUUAUGGAACAGUGGGUUCGAUGGUGCUUGUGAUGGUGUGGAUGGGGCUGAGGGCAGGGGAGGGGGGGCGAGGAAGGGUGGUGAGGAGUAUUCGUUUAUGGAUGGGGAUGACGAUGAUGAAGACGACGAGGAGGAUGAGGAGGAUGAGGAGGAUGAUGAUGAGGAUUCGGCCUUUAGUGACAGCACGGUUUCGUCGAUGGAUUCUUAUGUACAGGAGCUGGAAGGGGUGCAUGUGCUGCUAGUGGAGGACAAUGUGGCGAAUCGCAUCGCGACGCAUCAGAUGCUGCUGACGCUGCGGUGCCACGUCAGCAGCGUGGGCAGCGCGCAGGAGUGCCAGAUGGAGCUGACCACGCGCAAGAGCCCUGCAGUCCCGCCAGUGGAUGUCGUGCUGCUGGAUGUCUGCAUGCCAGACGUUGACGGCUUUGAAGUCGCCCGCCGCAUUCACUCCCUCUUCCGGCCUGACGAGCGGCCUCUGAUUGUGGGUCUCACUGCACGCACGGACAGUGGCAUGGCGGAGGCAUGUGUAGCAGCUGGCAUGGAUGCUGUAUUGCUCAAGCCAGUCACAGUUAGACAGCUGGCAGCUACUCUGUGUCACGUGCUCAAUGGCGUGUAA
Messenger RNA from Closterium sp. NIES-65, 822 nucleotides. The record is from the annotation of a GenBank genome assembly. NCBI's taxonomy places the organism in Eukaryota, Viridiplantae, Streptophyta, Zygnematophyceae, Desmidiales, Closteriaceae.